This is a messenger RNA of Menidia menidia (Atlantic silverside), 714 nucleotides long. NCBI's taxonomy places the organism in Eukaryota, Metazoa, Chordata, Actinopteri, Atheriniformes, Atherinopsidae. The record is from the annotation of a GenBank genome assembly.
AUGAAGACAAGCUGUCUCAAAUUCCUCCUCCUCACAGGACUCUUCAGUGGGUCUCUCUGUGCCAUCUUUGGAGAGGAUAUCUAUGUCAAGGAAGAAAGAACUUGGCAUCAGGCCCGGAACUACUGCAGAGAUCAUCACACAGAUCUGUCCUUAAUGAUCAACCAAGACCGUAGUAGCAAAGUAGUCUGGACUGGUCUCUACAACCACACCAAUGGCGUUUGGCUGUGGAUAAAUGGGAAAACUGCUGCGUUCGUCGACUUGAAGCCUAAGGAUGAAGCUGACGUCUGUGUGAAAGAGUCUAACGAAAAACUGCAAACUACAAGCUGCGACGAGAAAUUGCCCUUCUACUGCUUUGAGAGCAGGCUGGUUUUGGUGAAAGAAAAUAAGACCUGGGAAGAGGCAAUGGCGCACUGUCGCAGCACGGGUAAAGAACUUGUCAGCCUGCCCUCCGAAGCUGCCGUGGGUGAGGUCCUGCUGUCAAGCAUGAGGGCCCAGACGGCUCAGGUGUGGAGCGGUCUUCGUUACCUUGGCGACAGCUGGCUGUGGGUGGACGGGACUCGUUUAGAGUACCAGCCCUGGGGACAAGGGGAGAUUCCUGAGUGCCCUGCCUGGACCCACCACUGUGGAGCCCUCUCACUGGCGGGACAUUUGGAGAGCCUGGACUGCUCCAGCCAACUUAACUUUAUUUGUUAUGAAACUAAAAGCUCCGGUUAG